UGAGAUUUUUGGCAAGUGGGACCUUUCAAAAUGUGAUUGGUGAUGUAACUGGUAUGAGCCAAGCAAGUGUAAGUCGCAUCAUCAGUCAAGUUACAGAUAUUCUAUAUAACAAAGCAAGGACAGAAAUAAAAAUGCCACAAAAUCCACAGGAAAUUCACCAGACUGCGCAAGCUUUCCAUAGGAUUAGUGGCUUUCCAAGAGUCAUUGGUGCAAUAGAUGGAACACAUAUUCCCAUUAAAGCACCAAGUGACAAUGAAUACAUUUAUGUAAACCGUAAAGGAUAUCACUCGCUAAAUCUUCAAGUAGUGGGAAAUGCCCAAAACCUCAUCACUAGCUAUACUGUGAAGUAUCCUGGCAGCACCCAUGAUGCCUACAUUUGGAACAACUGCCCACUACGAGGUCGCUUCCAAGAUGGUGUCUAUGGAGAUAUGCAUCUUCUUGGUGAUAGCGGGUAUCCACUGGAGCCAUUUCUCCUCACCCCAUAUCCACACCCAACAACCCGGGGACAAGAAAGGUAUAAUAGGUCACAUAAGAAGACGAGAACUAUAAUUGAGCAGACAUUUGGGGUCUUGAAAUCUCGCUUCCGAUGUCUGCAUAAUUCUGGUGGGUCUCUACAGUAUGAACCCAAAAAAUGUGCGAAGAUAGCUGUUGCCUGUAUGCCCGCUCCUGAGCUGCUAGAGGAAGAGGAGCAAGAGGAUGAUGGGAGGGAGAUCAUGAUGAUCCAGCAGCAGUUGCAAGGCAAGGUGCAGGCUGCUAAAUUAUAUCCACCUUUAAGUGACACUCGGCCACUAUCCUCACCUAAGGAAUCAUUUUCUGAUGACGACAUCGACGACGACAAUGUAGAUGAGUCACAACAAUUUUGUUCUGGAUAUAAGCCAUCAAAACGUUUGUGUCCAUCCAAUUAG
Molecule: messenger RNA, 905 nt
Organism: Macrobrachium nipponense
Lineage: Eukaryota; Metazoa; Arthropoda; Malacostraca; Decapoda; Palaemonidae
Product: putative nuclease HARBI1
Exons: 3
Coding region: 54-905 (283 amino acids)
Source: RefSeq, a predicted model, not a curated record